AUGACCAGAGCGCAGCAGUGCUUCUACCUGGGACCUCUCACCACGAACAUGAGCUUGCUAGAAAUACUACCCCUGGAGAUCAUUGACAAGACCAUCAACCAGCCAAUCUGGAUCAUGCUGACGUCGAACCGUGAGUUCACAGGCACGCUUGUGGGCUUUGACGACUUCGUCAACGUGGUUCUGGAGGACGUCGUCGAGUACGAGGGCGUCGACAAGCCUAUCAAAACCCAUUCCGGCCGAAUGCUAUUGAGCGGCAACAACAUCACCAUGCUCGUCCCCGGCGGAAAGCCCUCCAACUAG
Eremothecium sinecaudum is the source of this 300-nucleotide messenger RNA. RefSeq names its product RNA-binding protein LSM5 (gene LSM5). Gene Ontology annotation, biological process: mRNA splicing, via spliceosome. The record is from RefSeq and is a predicted model, not a curated record. The coding region runs from base 1 to 300 and encodes 99 amino acids. Gene Ontology annotation, molecular function: RNA binding. Gene Ontology annotation, cellular component: U6 snRNP; U4/U6 x U5 tri-snRNP complex; Lsm1-7-Pat1 complex. The transcript has a single exon. Lineage: Eukaryota; Fungi; Ascomycota; Saccharomycetes; Saccharomycetales; Saccharomycetaceae.